Messenger RNA from Symphalangus syndactylus (siamang), 2423 nucleotides. It is a transcript of the gene ARMH1, whose product is annotated as armadillo like helical domain containing 1. Lineage: Eukaryota; Metazoa; Chordata; Mammalia; Primates; Hylobatidae. The record is from RefSeq and is a predicted model, not a curated record.
UCUUUGUAAAGAUGGGGUCUCCCUAUGUUGCCCAGGCUGCCCUCAAACUCCUGGGCUCAAGUGAUCCUCCUGCCUCCACAUCCCAAAGUGCUGGGAUCACAAGCGCAAGCCACUGCACCUGACCAAAACAAAACCUCUUAUGCUGAUGAAGUCCUCCAGAGUUGUAACUGGCCACAGCUUCUCCCAAUAUCGGCCUAAGUUAGAGUCCUUCUGCAUGUAUUCAGUAACAACUAACAGUGUGGAAGAGGCAGUGGGAACGUGACUCUGUGACUGCAUUUGGUUUGUUAUAGGAUCAUGUGAUAACAAAGAAACUACGUGCCUCAAGGUAAUUUCAGAUAUACCAGACUCAUAACAGGUGCGCACAAAAAAAAUGCCUGUUGAAUGAAUGUGUUAUUAUUUUUUUAACCAGGCGCUUCAAAAUAGUCUUCCUGUAACUCCAAAUGUAGAGAAUGCGUAUGCCAUGAUUGCCCACUAGGGGGCACUGUUCCACAUGGUCAGAGUAGACCGGAAGUUAAGGAAGCGAAGAAAUUCGCACGCCUUCAGUUUCCACUGAAACUGCGCCCGAGGGAGGGAAGGAAAGUUCCGACAGGUCGUACGUGUGGUCCUAAACAGUGGGUGACCGGAGAGGAUUAGAAAGUAAUUUCUUUGAGUUUGAGUAUACCAAAUUGCAAAACCAGAGUGAAGCCCUAGGAUGCUGGCAGCAGUCAGCAUGGAGAAGCAGCCUGUGUCCAAGAGGAGCCUGAGUGACUGCAGGGAGAAGAGUUUAGUAGGUGACAGGGACUGAGCUCAAAAGGGCAGGGUUGGUUUGUUUCUUUAAACAAAUAUUUAUUGAAUGUCUGUGAUGUGCCGAGAACUGUACCAGACACUGGGGUUUUGUGUUUGCUUGUUUGCACUGAGAAGGAGAAAACUGAAUGUCUUGGAAGGAGAAGGGUUGGGGGUGCCCACUCCACUCCCAUGUGGCAUGUGUGUGGGGCAGAGUGGGAGGUUAUUGGCAUCCUUCCCUUAGAAAGCUACAAGGAAAGUGGCACCCUCAGGGCAGUGUCCACUGAUAACAGGAGGCGGAGGGGCUUAGGGGGCCUGGCGAUUGUUUAUCUUGCAGUGGGUGUCAGUGAUGGAGGAAGCUGCUGGUGGCCUCACCUCCUUUUUCAUGAAGACCACCACCUUCCCCCACCAACCUGCCUGACCGCCAUCGAGUUGAUCAAGGACCUGGUCGGUUACGAUGUGCGCCAGGCGCUGCUCAAGGGCCUCGUGGCGCUGCUGAUACCGUCGGUCAAGGAGACCUCCAAACUGCAGGCCAAGAUCCUCACUGCUCACCCCCAGCCUGCCGAUGUUUUUGCAGCAGGCCGCGGCCGCCAAGGCCAUCGGGUAAGCGGGCAGGGGUUAGUGGGUAGCUGCAGCAAGCCUGGCUUGGCGCUGCCUGCGGGCCCCGGGAGCGCUCCAGACGCCGUGCGCCGGGUGGGCGGGGGUGUGUGCCGGGUGAGCCCCAGGGCGUCGCCGCAGCCCGAACCCCCGGCCCAGGGUCCUGGCGCGCAACGACAUGAGCAUCGCCGAGGAGCUGCUGUACCUGCGCGUGGUGCAUGGCCUAAUGGCCGCCAUGGGCAACAUGGACCACAGCAACAGCCAGCGGCUGGCCAGCCUCACGCUGGAGGUGCGCGCGGCGGCUGGCUAGGGGGCGGGAAGGGCGGCGGCACCCGCAGCCCAGUCGCCCCCGCAGUCACGCCGCCCCGCCCGCGCGGCGCAGUGCUUCGUGCAGAUGUUCCCCUUGGUGGCGGAGCACGUGCGCAAGUGCAUGGGGGAGGAACUCUACCAGCUCUUCCUGUCCCCAUCCUGGAGCGCGCCACAUGCAGAGCGGACCUGGCCACCAGCUGCAGGAGGGACUGCUCUGGCCUAGGCUCCUCCACCCGCCACCUUCCUGUUCCCUUUCCUGCCCUUUCGGUCAGGCUGCCGACUGGCCCCCCACCUGCAACAUCCCUCUGCCAAGCCCAACUCCAAGUCCAGACUGCCCUGGCACCCCAGCCGGGUCCCCCUUGCUCCUGUCCUCAGAGCAACGCUGAGGACUUGUACAUGAAAAUAGACAGCAUUCAGGCGGACAUCUUGGCGGCCAACAAAGUCAAUGUUACCAAAGCCCUGUGCCUCCAUGGCAGCUCCUACAGCAUGAACACUCUCUAUGGCUCGCGCGAUUCGGCUCAGAUGGCCUACCUCACACACUUCGAGGAGGAUGUAGAAUCAAAGGAGUAACAGCCCCUGUGGCAAACCAGGAAGGCCAAGGCUGCGGGGCAGGGAAGACUGGCAAGAGGAAGGCGCCUGGGGUCAAGCUCAGAGCCACUCCACUUGGCUCCAGGGGGGAGACGGGGAUUAGGCACCCCAGAGGGUCAGAGGGAGGGCCGCUGGCUGCGAAGAGUCAAUAAACAGCCUUGAUACCU